Messenger RNA from Alexandromys fortis (reed vole), 7950 nucleotides. RefSeq names its product solute carrier family 4 member 4 (gene Slc4a4). The coding region runs from base 559 to 3798 and encodes 1079 amino acids. Gene Ontology annotation, biological process: bicarbonate transport; monoatomic anion transport; regulation of intracellular pH. Gene Ontology annotation, molecular function: sodium:bicarbonate symporter activity; monoatomic anion transmembrane transporter activity; solute:inorganic anion antiporter activity. The record is from RefSeq and is a predicted model, not a curated record. The transcript has 26 exons. NCBI's taxonomy places the organism in Eukaryota, Metazoa, Chordata, Mammalia, Rodentia, Cricetidae. Gene Ontology annotation, cellular component: plasma membrane; basolateral plasma membrane.
GGGGGCCGGCCGAGGCCACUCGCCGCUUUAAAUAUGGAUCGCGGGCUCGCGCUCGCCCUACGGCUUGGGCCGCCUAGCCCAUCCCCGAGCCCGGCGGCGGCUGCAGCGUCGGUUCUCGGCAGGCACACGGAGAGCCGGGCGCACACGCGGGAGCUGCGGGAGGCAGAGUAGGGAGUGGAGCCGCCCCGUUGUCGCCGCUCCCUCCCCGAGGCCGACACCUCCGCUCCGCGUCGCCGCUCCGUCCUCGCCGGGCCGACCCUCCCGCGGCUGCCCUCGCCCCUCGGUCGCCUCCCCGGGCGCAGCGCGCACCCACCCGGCGCCAAAGUUGCGACCGGUGCCCCGCGCGCGCUGCGAGCGGCCGCGCCAACUUCCCAGCCCACGCCGCCCGGGUCCCCGCGGUCCCCCGCCUCCAGCCCCGGCGGCGCGCGGGGCAGAGCUUAGGUGGCGGCGGCGGCCGAGGUGGCGGCGAAAGCGGCGGCGGCAGCAGCGGCGGCGGCCGCUGCAGCCACACACUCAGUCGCCAAGCUGGAGGAGCGACGGAAGCCCGACCCCAGGAGGAUGGAGGAUGAAGCUGUCCUGGACAGAGGGGCUUCGUUCCUUAAACAUGUGUGUGAUGAAGAAGAAGUAGAAGGCCACCACACCAUCUACAUUGGGGUCCAUGUGCCCAAGAGCUACCGGAGAAGGAGACGUCACAAGAGAAAGGCAGGGCACAAGGAAAAGAAGGAAAAGGAAAGAGUCUCUGAGAACUACUCAGACAAAUCCGACGUGGAAAACGCCGAUGAGUCCAGCAGCAGCAUCCUCAAGCCGCUCAUCUCACCUGCCGCAGAACGCAUCCGGUUCAUCUUGGGAGAGGAAGAUGACAGUCCGGCGCCUCCUCAGCUCUUCACUGAACUCGAUGAGCUGCUGUCUGUGGAUGGACAGGAGAUGGAGUGGAAGGAGACAGCGAGGUGGAUUAAGUUUGAAGAAAAAGUGGAGCAGGGUGGGGAACGAUGGAGCAAACCCCAUGUAGCCACGCUGUCUCUGCACAGCUUGUUCGAGCUGAGGACCUGUAUGGAGAAGGGAUCCAUCAUGCUUGACAGGGAGGCCACGUCUCUCCCACAGCUGGUGGAGAUGAUUGCUGACCACCAGAUCGAGACAGGCCUACUGAAGCCUGACCUUAAGGAUAAGGUCACGUACACGUUGCUUCGGAAACACCGACAUCAAACCAAGAAAUCCAACCUCCGGUCCCUGGCUGACAUCGGGAAGACGGUCUCCAGUGCAAGUAGGAUGUUUACCAACCCUGAUAAUGGUAGCCCAGCCAUGACCCAUAGGAAUCUGACUUCCUCCAGUCUGAAUGACAUUUCUGAUAAACCUGAGAAGGACCAGCUGAAGAAUAAAUUUAUGAAAAAGCUGCCACGUGAUGCAGAAGCUUCCAACGUGCUCGUCGGGGAGGUCGACUUCUUGGAUACUCCCUUCAUUGCCUUUGUUCGGCUCCAGCAGGCUGUCAUGCUGGGUGCCCUCACUGAGGUUCCUGUGCCCACCAGGUUCUUGUUCAUUCUCUUAGGUCCAAAGGGGAAAGCCAAGUCCUACCACGAGAUUGGAAGAGCCAUCGCCACCUUGAUGUCUGAUGAGGUGUUUCAUGACAUCGCUUACAAAGCAAAAGAUCGGCACGACCUGAUUGCUGGCAUUGAUGAGUUCCUAGACGAAGUCAUUGUCCUUCCACCUGGGGAAUGGGACCCAGCAAUCAGGAUAGAACCUCCAAAGAGUCUCCCAUCAUCUGACAAAAGAAAGAAUAUGUACUCGGGUGGAGAGAAUGUUCAGAUGAAUGGGGAUACACCUCAUGAUGGAGGACACGGAGGAGGAGGACACGGUGAUUGUGAAGAGCUACAGAGAACUGGCCGGUUCUGCGGUGGAUUAAUUAAGGACAUAAAGAGGAAAGCACCAUUUUUUGCCAGUGACUUUUACGAUGCUUUAAACAUUCAGGCUCUUUCGGCAAUUCUCUUCAUCUACCUGGCAACGGUAACCAACGCCAUCACUUUCGGGGGCCUGCUCGGGGAUGCCACCGACAACAUGCAGGGUGUGUUGGAGAGUUUCCUGGGUACCGCCGUCUCUGGAGCCAUCUUUUGCCUUUUUGCUGGCCAGCCGCUCACCAUUUUGAGCAGCACAGGACCUGUCUUAGUGUUUGAGAGGCUUCUGUUUAAUUUCAGCAAGGACCAUAAUUUUGACUACUUGGAGUUUCGUCUUUGGAUUGGCCUGUGGUCGGCCUUCCUGUGUCUCCUUCUGGUGGCCACUGAUGCCAGCUUCCUGGUUCAGUACUUCACUCGUUUCACGGAAGAAGGUUUCUCCUCUCUGAUCAGCUUCAUCUUCAUCUACGAUGCUUUCAAGAAGAUGAUCAAGCUAGCCGACUACUAUCCUAUCAACUCAGACUUCAAAGUGGGAUACAACACACACUUCUCCUGUGCUUGCCUGCCGCCCGACCCGGUUAACCUCUCAGUGUCCAUCGAUGCCACACCAGCCCCAGAGGACCUGCCCACAGUUUCUGCUACUGACAUGUACCAUAAUGCUACCUUUGACUGGGCCUAUUUGUCAAAGAAGGAGUGUUUGAAGUAUGGAGGAAAACUCGUGGGAAACAACUGUGAUUUUGUUCCCGAUAUCACCCUCAUGUCCUUCAUCCUCUUCCUGGGCACUUACACCUCUUCGAUGGCUAUGAAAAAAUUCAAAACUAGUCGUUACUUUCCAACAACGGCAAGAAAACUGAUCAGUGAUUUUGCCAUUAUCUUGUCUAUUCUCAUAUUCUGUGUAAUAGAUGCCCUAGUAGGUGUGGACACUCCAAAACUAAUUGUGCCAAGCGAGUUCAAGCCAACAAGUCCUAACAGGGGCUGGUUUGUCCCGCCAUUUGGAGGAAACCCCUGGUGGGUGUGCCUUGCCGCUGCUAUCCCGGCUCUGUUAGUCACCAUUCUGAUUUUCAUGGACCAGCAAAUCACAGCUGUCAUUGUGAACAGGAAAGAACAUAAGCUCAAGAAGGGAGCUGGGUACCACCUGGACCUGUUCUGGGUCGCCGUCCUCAUGGUGGUGUGCUCCUUCAUGGCUCUUCCCUGGUAUGUGGCUGCUACUGUCAUCUCCAUUGCUCACAUCGACAGUCUGAAGAUGGAGACCGAGACCUCUGCACCUGGAGAACAACCCAAGUUUCUCGGAGUGAGGGAGCAAAGAGUCACUGGAACCCUUGUGUUUAUUCUGACUGGCCUGUCCGUCUUCAUGGCUCCCAUCUUGAAGUUUAUCCCCAUGCCUGUUUUGUAUGGUGUGUUCCUGUACAUGGGAGUGGCCUCCCUUAACGGUGUGCAGUUCAUGGACCGUCUCAAGCUGCUUCUGAUGCCCCUGAAGCAUCAGCCUGACUUCAUCUACCUGCGCCACGUCCCCCUGCGCCGAGUCCAUCUCUUCACCUUCCUGCAGGUGUUGUGCCUGGCUCUGCUCUGGAUCCUCAAGUCAACAGUGGCUGCUAUUAUUUUUCCAGUCAUGAUCUUGGCACUCGUAGCUGUCAGAAAAGGUAUGGACUACCUCUUCUCCCAGCAUGACCUCAGCUUCCUUGAUGAUGUCAUUCCAGAAAAGGACAAGAAAAAGAAAGAGGAUGAGAAGAAAAAGAAAAAGAAGAAAGGAAGUUUGGAUAGUGACAAUGAUGACUCUGACUGCCCAUACUCAGAAAAGGUCCCCAGUAUUAAAAUUCCAAUGGACAUCAUGGAACAGCAGCCUUUCCUAAGUGAUAAUAAACCCUUGGACAGAGAAAGAUCAUCAACAUUCCUUGAACGCCACACAUCAUGCUGAUAAAAUUCCUUUCCUCGAGUCGCUGGGUAUACCAAGUCCUCCUAGAACUCCAGUGAAAGCUGUGCCUCAAAUUAGAAUAGAACUUGAGCCUGAAGACAAUGAUUAUCCCUGGAGGAACAAGGGAACAGAAACUACAUUGUAACCUGUUUGUCUUUCUCAAAACUGACAGCUGUGUUGUUAACCGCUCUAAUUUUUUUUUCUUUUUCUUUUUCUUUUGUCUGCGUAUUUUAAAACUUUUGUUCGGUCACUGGCUGAAUACUACAGUCACUCUCUCUGCUUUUCUCUUGCAUAGGUAAAAUCAAGACAAUAAUGUCCCUUUCCUUUAAGAAAGAACACAAAAAAGCACCUGGGGGAUCAUGCUUUCGUUUCCAGGUGUUCAGACGCGUCCUCUGACAUGUAAAUCCCUGUCACUCAAGACACACACACAGAGGCUGCCCUUGUCAAGCAGAGAUCAAAAGUAUUAAGCAUUUUGUACCACCUUUUAUGAACCUGUUGAAGGAACUUAUGACCCAAGCUUGGAGCUGUGCUUACUGGCUUGCCAUUGUCUGGUAAAGUGACCCUUGACCUCCAGACUGAGACCCUUCUUGCUUACAGAGCCCCCAAGGCUGGAAGAGUGCUGCUACCCACCUGCCCUUGCUCGUCAGCCCUGAUCUUAGAGUUAUCAAAAGCAGAAAACACUAAUGGUACUUCGCUCCCUGUAGAGAAACCUUUGCCAUCAUUGUAGCAAGUGCUGGAAUGUCCCUUUUCCUAUGCAACUUUUUUAACCCUUUAAUGAACUUAUCUGUUGAGUACAUCGAAGAAUAUUUUUCUUCCUAGAUUUUGUUGUUUAAAUUAUGGGGCCUAACCUGCAACUUAUUUUUUGUCAAUUUUUUAAACUUUUUUUUAAUUACUGUAAAGAAAAUGAAUUUUUUUCCUGCAGCAGGAAACAUAGUUUUGAGUAGUUCUACCUCUUACCUGUAGCUGCCAGGCUUUCUGUAAAAAUUGUAUUGUAUAUAAUGUGAUUUUUACACACACACACACACACACACACACACACACACACACACACACACAAGCCAGAAGGCUAGAACAAAUUAAAAGAAAAACAAAACACCAUGUUUCUAAGAAUCUGUUGGGUUGCUGUUUUUUCCCCUUUCUUCAAAAUCACUGUAACUGUUGUGUGAAGGAGUUGGGGAGAGAAGGAGCGGAAGAGGGUUAACUCACGCGGCGGGGAUGGUCAUGCUGGGAGCAGAUGCUGGUGUGCGGCAUGUCCAUGUCCCGUGCAGUAUUGGUAAAGAUUUCCUCAUUUGAAUAAUUUGUGUGCUUGUGUGUGAACUCUGUGUGUGGCUGUUGCACACUUGUGCAGAGUCAGCUAAAGAGUGACAGUAGACAGAAGAGAAACUUGCCAAGCCCCUUGUGUCCGUUUCCAUAAAACCAAACCACUGCUGAAAAACCUCCUUAGAGCCAAGAAAUUCAUCACGGAAAUUCAGGUGAAUAUAUCUUAGUAAUUACUCAGACAUUGAUCAACAUCACAGAUACAGUUCACGUCUGUAUUUCCAGUACAAAAGCCAUAAGAAUAUUAACAGCCCCGUCACGCAUCUAUAACGGGAAGAAUGCACAUAGAUCUACAAAGACAGUUUAAAGGGCUCAGGUACAUGGGUUUAUAGAACACGGUGGUUGGAUCACUUAGAAUAUAUAUGUGUGUGUAUGUGUGUGUAUGUAUGUGUUUCAUUAUACCGUGUUAACCUUUAUGAGCCAAACUGACUGUGGCAUUUGAUUUUUAGUAAGUCCCAUUAUAUACUGAGUGUAUAUUAAAAUAACAGUUUAGAUAUGAAAUCCACACUUUGGGAUUUGUAUAACAACAGUUGUAAUGUAUACUCACUGUCAGGCAUUACUAAAAGAAUUAGAGAAGCAGAAAUGAACCACAUUUUGGUUCUGUGGUGUGCUCUUAUGGACCCCCAAUUUCUUAUAGUAACUAAAAUAUAAUUCUGCUCUCCUAAAAUUUUGAUGAUAAGAGUUCUAUUAUCUUAAGUUAACUGUUAUUUUUACAGUAUUUGGUCAUCUUAAAACUUUAAAUUUUAUAGAAAUUAAGCAGAAAUGACAUCAUAAAUAAUCAUUGGAAUGAUAGAAAAUGACAUGGUAUUUGUAAACAUCUCAAGUGAUGAUUUUUACAUCACAUUUGUAUCCAGAGCUAUUAAAUGAUAAGAUGGUUAUCGUGUCUUGCCUAGUUUUCUAUUAAACCAUGUAAGUAAUCUUACCUUUUUAGUGAUAGAAACCUCAGUAGAAUGUUUAAAGGCAUGCGUAGUAAAGGCGAGUCCUUCUUGAUGUUAAAUCAAAGACACUUUGUUUACUUUUCUGAAAUCUCUGGAGAUAUAUGUAUAUGUUUAUAUAUUAUACAUAUACACGCACUGAUAUAUUCUAAUUAUGAAUCAAAUUUAUUUAGAGAUCCAUGGUCCCUUUCCUCCUUUUCUGAGUGUUCCUGAAGUAUCUAAUUCAGGAUUCAGUUCAAUAAAAUCCUUAUUUUUUUGACUGGGUGGAUGGUUAGCACUCACGAAAUGAACAUAAAGUCAUACCUUCCUUUUGCUGCGAGGAAGAGUUAGCACCAUGCCCUCUCAUGACUCCUGUAGUUCCCGCACUAACCAGCAGAUCCCCAAAUCUCCAUGGAAACACCCCAUUAUCUGAAUCUGGCUGAAUCUGCUUCUUGGCUGAUAACUAACCAGAUUUUAGGGUGGUUUUGUUUCUAUGUAAACUGGACACAAAUGUAGCAAUGGAUUCUUUAUAAUGCCUUCCUACCCUUCCUUCCUGGCUGUGAAUUUGGAGAUUUAUGUUUCUUGAAGACUCAGAGGUGUUGAACAGGAAUACUGUGGUUGUGCAGACUGACUGUGCAAAGGAAGAUCUGUGGGCUGAACCUGCCUAUCAAGGCAUGAGGCCUGCGCUUGCAGAAGCCUUUGGCGAUGCUGUUCCUUUCCUACUGUGUGCAAAAACUACUUGGAAUCUAACCGUUUUGUGUGUCGGAGCCUGUGUUGUUUGAGCUUCUCCUUCCAGUAAAGUUGAGGGAUGGGGCUGGGAAGUACUCCCUUGAGAAGAGGUAAAGAAAACCUCCCUCCUCAUCCCCCACCUAAAAGAAGGGGUGUCUGCUGUCAGUAAUUCAGCUUCUGUGCAUUUUGGGCACAUGUAACAACACACACAGAGUAAAACCAUUGUUGGCUAUGUGUUGGUGUUUAAUAGAGCAAAUGAUUGUCUUCCAUGUUUUUGUUUCUUUUUUUUUUAACUGUGUUAAAGUACUUGAAAUGUAUCGACUGCUGACUAUCUUUCAAAAACAAAACCAUUUGAGUUAUAUUGCAGAGGUUGGCAUUGAUCGGACAUGGGACAAAGUUUUCUUCAAUCUUUUUCAAACCACUUCAUGAUUUUGGUGCAAGAACCUGAGAUGCUCUUCUUUCUAGCCUGUGCUAUUCCCGUCUGCUCUCAUCGCACUAAGUGACUGGAGACAGUCAGCAGACAGCAGCUCCUCCCUGUCAGAGGAGCCUUGGGAACGUGCAGAUGACUUCACUGAGCUUCUUGGCAGCCUGAAAUGAAAACCCUUUUGUAAUACCUGUGAAUCUGGCGACUCGCGUGUUGACCAGAGAUUUGGAUAUAGCUUAUUCCUGGUUCAUUUCAUUGUGCUCUAUGGAUACACACAAGAAUCCUGAAUUCUGUUUCCUAGGCAAAUACUGCAACUCAGGGCUAAUGUCACCCAGUGAAUCCUUAGAGUCUGAAGUAACUUUGUCCCAGGCCGGCAAUGCGCAGCGAUGCAGACUUGCCUCCUUGCAGCCAUUUCCAGGGCUGGUCCAUAUCCAUACACAUCACUGCUCACGAUCAGUACGCACUUUCAGAUAGUCUUAUUUUUAUUCUCUUAAGUCUUUAUUAACUUUGGAGAAAUGAUGCAUCUUUUUUUUUUAAAUGAAGUAGAUCAACAUGGUGGAACAAAAUGAUAAAGAACAGAAAACAUUUCAAUAUAUUACUAAUAAUCUUUUUCCAAUAUGAAACCUAAAAUUCCUAUAACAUAGUAUUUUACAGUUUUAUGAAGCUUUCUAUUGUGACUUUUAUGGAAUUAAGAGAUGAAGAAGAUGAGAUAUUUUAGCAUUUAUAUUUUUCAAAAUUAAAUGUAUACUUAAAAUAAAGUAACUUUAUGCA